Messenger RNA from Lindgomyces ingoldianus, 219 nucleotides. RefSeq lists its product as uncharacterized. The transcript has 3 exons. The record is from RefSeq and is a predicted model, not a curated record. NCBI's taxonomy places the organism in Eukaryota, Fungi, Ascomycota, Dothideomycetes, Pleosporales, Lindgomycetaceae. Bases 1 to 219 code for a protein of 72 amino acids.
AUGUUCAAAAUGGGGUCGCGUGUUGGAAUCUUUCGGUUUGCAGUGGCGACCGUUGACUUCACAGCGGCAACACCAAAAGCCAAGCUUGUGAUAGGCUACCACAAACACCUCGAUCAUAGAUUUGACGCAUUUUGUCACAAGACAAGGCGCGGCAGUUUGGAAGCUGAUUCAUUGUAUCGUGAGACCAUGUCCGAACCAGUAGCCCCUGAUGAAAAGUAA